Arabidopsis thaliana (thale cress) is the source of this 257-nucleotide messenger RNA. RefSeq lists its product as uncharacterized. The transcript has a single exon. NCBI's taxonomy places the organism in Eukaryota, Viridiplantae, Streptophyta, Magnoliopsida, Brassicales, Brassicaceae. The record is from RefSeq and is marked reviewed. Bases 12 to 230 code for a protein of 72 amino acids.
CAUAGAAAAAAAUGGCUAAUAUUGUUGGAAACACUAGUGUAUCUACUCGUUUUAAAGAGCUGAUUCGUGAAAUGACGCAGCUGAAUGAAGAAAUUCAGAAGAUCGACGUGAAUGAUUUUCGUGCCAUUAGAGAAGCCAGGAAGAAGAUAACUGGUAUGACAACGAAGUUGGACGAGCUCUUAGAGAUGAUGAAAGAAACUGUGAAGGAGAAGAAGGAAACCCCACAGUGAUAGGUUACUUUUACUUUUCCAGUGAAG